Molecule: messenger RNA, 879 nt
Organism: Aspergillus caelatus
Lineage: Eukaryota; Fungi; Ascomycota; Eurotiomycetes; Eurotiales; Aspergillaceae
Product: 2OG-Fe(II) oxygenase family protein
Exons: 3
Coding region: 1-879 (292 amino acids)
Source: RefSeq, a predicted model, not a curated record
AUGGAGUCCCAACCCGGUGUGAUCCCGUCAAUUAGCUAUGCUGAGCUUUUUCACGACGACUCUGAUACAAGAUAUGCGGCCACUAUACAGCUCAUACAAGCUCUAAAAGCCCAUGGGGCCUCCGCCGACUGCUCGAAUUCGGGGGCAACAACCAAGUCCCGGUUUGUUCCAUUCGCAAGCGAGAAGAUCCGUGGAGAAGCACAUCGGAGUGAAGCCGUGGAACUCCAAUAUGGUGUUUACGAAUCGGCAGGGAAUUGGUCCCAGCAAGGAAGACGACUGGCAGAUGCCUCGAGACUCUUCCAUGAGCUACGCUAUUAUGCCAAUUGCACCGCAAAACAUUCCGAAUGCAACCGCAUCGUGUUUAAUCUUCUGGACUGCUUAUCUUCGUCCCUGAAUCUGCCUCGGUCCUUAAGCACCAUCCACAGCAAACAAAACUCCUUCUUCGCUCCAUAUCACUACCGCUUCGAAGAUGACCAAGAAGACAACAAUCCCCUCCGCGUGCCUCCGCACAUCGGCCCAACGACCAUGCUCUUCUGCUUUCAAGACUCAUACGCUGGCCUCGAAGUCGCUGACCUUAGUAAUCAGUCUGGCAAGCUAUCCACAACGGCCAUCGAAAAGACUGCCAUCUUCACUCCGACGAACCCCCAGCCUAGUGAAUUCGUUCUUCUGGUCGGCCAUGUUUUGAGGAGACUGGUUAAUGGGGUGAAACAUUCUGUACAUCGCAUCAAGCGACCAGUAGGUACAUCGGGGUAUCAUUUGAAUUACUGGAUAAUUCCGGACUUGAAUACGGACUGCGAUUUUGCGGAUAAAAAGGAAGAUGUGACUGGGUAUUUGGCAAGGGUGUUUCCGGCGGCACUGCAAAAUACUGUCCAGGUAUAG